Molecule: messenger RNA, 752 nt
Organism: Drosophila ficusphila
Lineage: Eukaryota; Metazoa; Arthropoda; Insecta; Diptera; Drosophilidae
Product: peptidyl-tRNA hydrolase ICT1, mitochondrial
Exons: 2
Coding region: 83-697 (204 amino acids)
Biological process (GO): mitochondrial translational termination
Cellular component (GO): mitochondrial large ribosomal subunit
Molecular function (GO): translation release factor activity
Source: RefSeq, a predicted model, not a curated record
GCAACAGCUGUUUCGUGGUGAAAACUGUCUGGUCGCCCUCGUAACAUUUGUUUUACAAAAAACUGGAGCUAAAAUUAAUAAAAUGAAUAAAAUCACGCGUGCCUUUAUAAGUGUCCUGCGCCAGAGCAGUUCCUCCGGUGGGACGAAUACCCUCCUGGGUCGCCAGCUCUCCUACAAGAGUGAUUUAUCGCUGGACAAUCUGUAUCCCAGUUCGAGACUGCAAAUCUACACGCCGCCGCCGCCGCCUCCGGGCAGCAACAACAAGUUCAACGGCUUCAUUCCCAUGGACCAGCUGGAGAUAACCUACAGCCGGAGUUCGGGACCCGGAGGUCAGCACGUGAACACGGUGAACACCAAGGUGGAUGUGCGCUUCAAGUUGGCCCAGGCCGACUGGAUACCCGAACAGACGCGCCAGAAGCUGCUUAAAGUGCUUGCCAACAGGAUCACCAAGGAGGGAUACUUCUAUAUAAAGAGCGACCUCACACGCUCCCAGCAAAUGAACUUGGCCGAUGCCCUGGAAAAGCUGCGCUCCAUCAUUCGUGCCCAGGAGGCCACGGAAGCGGCCCCGCCCAGCGAGGAAACGCUGGAAAAGCUGCGGCGGCGACAGGAGCGAGCAGCCCGCGAACGCCUCCAGCUGAAACGAGGUCGCGCCCAAGUCAAAGCAGAUCGUCAAGGACCCGGCGGCAUAGAUUUGUAGUUGUUAUUGGAAAUUGUUGCACAAAGAUUCACAUUACACAUAUACGCUUAACUAA